Messenger RNA from Phytomonas sp. Hart1, 490 nucleotides. Lineage: Eukaryota; Euglenozoa; Kinetoplastea; Trypanosomatida; Trypanosomatidae. The record is from the annotation of a GenBank genome assembly.
UGAUUUAAAGUUUGUCUUAACUAGCAAUGAAACAACUAGUGGAGGAUAAUGCAACAACAGCUGAUAUAGAACUCACGGAGAAUGAUCAGCUUCCGUUGUUAGUCAAAAUUAUCAACCACAUCCUCACCCCAGGUUCCUCCUUGACACCAUUUAUGUGGAUUUCUUUUAACAUUUUAAUGGGUGCAUUGUUUUUGCUAUGGCUUUUUUUCGUCUUUUCAAUGCCAAAAUGUAUUCACUUAUGGGUGUUUGGAUUUCUGGGCUUAGGGUUGACACUUUCGACAAAUUGGUUUAUGAAGAUCAUAUUCAGUAGCGGUAUGAGUUUUUCAGCGCAACAGAUUAACGACAGUGAAAAGGUGAUCCAAGGUAAAAAGAGCAAUUAACAAUCACCGAGAGUGCAUUGACUUUGAGUUUGCGUCGCGCACGUUUUUUUUGUUUGUGUGCAAACAAUGCGGCGUGAUGCCCCUGUUCAUAGAACUCACCUCUUAGCUGU